Molecule: messenger RNA, 777 nt
Organism: Chironomus riparius
Lineage: Eukaryota; Metazoa; Arthropoda; Insecta; Diptera; Chironomidae
Source: the annotation of a GenBank genome assembly
AAUUUCAAAACGUAAAGUAAUCAAAUUCUGCUCUAAAUGAAGUUCAUCAUUAUUUUAUUCCUUGUGGCUUUUUCAUCUGCUGUCGAAUUCAACUGCAAAUUCAAAGAUGAUUAUACCUGCGAAGUGAUUAGUGGAAGAAUUAUAAAUAAAGCUGAUAGUUAUGUAACAGGAGUCCAAGGAGAUCAUAAAGAAGGAAAAUCAAAUAAAAAUGUUGGUGUUUUCGAUGGUCGAAAAGUGUCAAUCAAAUACUUUCCAAGAAAUUUAAACACAUACUUUCCUAAUAUUCAUCAAAUAUUUAUUGAACGGAAACUUCGUGAAAUUACAAAAGAGGAUCUUCAAGACUUUCCAAUGUUGGUUUAUCUCUACUUGAGCUUCAAUGACAUUCAAAUUAUUGAGAAGGACUUAUUCAUCUAUAAUCCUGAACUAAGACUUGUCUUCCUGAACGAGAAUCGAAUUAAAUAUGUAGAUCCAAAUGUUUUUAAAAACUUACCUAAACUAAUUUAUUUAGGUUUUGAAGAUAAUGACUGCCAUUCCGGAAUUGUCGAACAGGGUCGAUCAAAUGUUGUCGGAUUAAUUAAAAAGAUUUCAGACCAAUGCUCUAAUCCAAUAAUUUCAAAUGAAUUGGAACUAGAAAUGAAGAUUAUCAAACAAAAUUUGGAAGUAAUUGGUAUCAAAAAAGAGCUGAUUGAGAUGAAUUUUAAAUAUGAACUGUGUAAACCGUAUAUAAAAGAUUAUGUUGAUUACUAAGCAUAGCAAAGUCCUUAAAAUAAAGUUUUU